AUGGCCGGAUCGAACGUUCCUGACUGCGAAGUGUAUGCCGCACGGUUGUCCGACAGCAAGCUAGAUUACAAACUAAAAUAUCAGAUAGCAACGGAGCUAAGAGAUUCCGUGGAAAUAUUUCAAAGUGCUGAUUAUGCGAGAUUUUUGCAAGUUUUGAUGCCAGUUUUCUACAAGAUUCUAAAUGAAGGCCAACCGGUGUUUAAUAAUAAUGACCCACAACAGAAACUACGGAACGUUAUACUAGAGAUUCUUCACAGAUUGCAACAGCCAGACUCUCUGCAAGCUCGGGAACUACUUCAAACAGUAAUGAAGUUAUUACGAAUAGAAAAUGAAGAUAACGCUGUUAUAUGCUUGAAGAUCAUUAUUGAUUUGCACAGAAACUACAAGAAUAUGCUUGAGGAGCAAGUGCCGCCUUUCCUAGAUAUUGUCAUGGAUAUGUACAGGAACAUGGAGCAGACAGUACGGGAUUCGUUUGAUGUAGCAUCCACACCAAGUGGGAGUACCCCAAGCCAUGCAUCAAUAAUGCCGUUUCCGGGUUCGCCCCGUCCAAGUUCUCCCGUAUCAGACACAUCAGAAAUGACGCCUAGCAAAACUCUUGCCAAAAGCUUACAUAGCUUCAAAGUACUCGCAGAAUGUCCGAUAAUGGUGGUACUGCUCUUUCAACCUCACAGACAGGGAUUGAAUACGGACAUACAACAGUUUGUUCCCUUAAUAAUUAAGACAUUGAAGUUGCAAGCCCGUCCUCAGGCAGAAGCUCAAGAAGCGGCGAGGGCGAGGAAUGAGAUCUUUGUUGGAGUUGCUCCAGGUAUAAGGGAUCGAGUCAAAUACACGGAAUUUAUUGUUGCUCAAGUUAAGACGCUGUCUUUUCUGGCAUACAUUUUGCGUGGAUGUGAACGUGAAUUGGAGCAAUAUAGCGAUGACAUUCCCGAAUUUGUAAUACGGCUGUUACAAAAUUGUCCGCCAGAAGCGUCAGGAACAAGAAAGGAGUUGCUGGUGGCGACACGUCACAUUCUCUCAACAGCAUUCAGAGGUAGUUUCCUGAGUAAAGUUGAUAUUCUGCUGAAUGAAAAAGUAUUGAUAGGUACUGGCGUCACGUCUAGCGAAACGUUAAGACCAUUAGCAUACAGUAUGUUAGCAGAUGUAGUACAUCAUGUCCGUCAAGAAUUGACUCCUGCACAAUUAGCGCGGACUGUUCACAUAUAUUCGCGUAACUUACACGACCCGACAUUAGCCACAACUAUUCAAACCAUGUGCACAAUACUUCUCUUUAAUGUCAUUGAAUGUAUUGUUAACAUUCCAGACAAGAAUGAAGCGCGUGAUUUGCUCACGCGUAUACUAGAUACUCUCGCCAACAAAUUUGAGACGCUGAACCAUACUUUAGUUGAUAUGCGUAAAGUACAGCAGAGAAAGAAAUUAAGUGGAAUUGCAAAACCCCCAGUAGAUGAUUUCGACUUUGAUGCCGCUCGGCCUAUAAACACACAUCCCACGACUCCUGCUUUAUUAGCACUAUCCGGGGAAUCUUUGCAUGAAACCGUAAAUGAAAAAUGGGUUUUAAUCAGACAUCUUGUAAAGAUGGUGAGAAUUGUACCUAAUCUUAAAAAUUGCAAUCCACAGCCGCAACAGCAAUCACAGCAGUCUCAGACACAAUCGAGUAAUGGUCAACCAUCCAAUACAGUCACACGUGGAUUCUCACAGGAAGAAGUCGAUAUUCUUAUAAAACUAUUCCGAGAAGGCAUAAAAUCGUUCGAGUAUUCCACUAUGGACAUUAAUUUUCCCGAGUUAUUUCAACAAUUAGACAGAAUUCAGCUAUUAGAGCAAUCAGUUAGAAUGCCGCACUUCACAAGAGCCAAAGAAGCCAUUGAGAUUUUCGCUAGCCUUUUUAUUUCAAUUGAUUCGGCUGUUUUUCAGGAAAUCAUAUCAUCACAACUGGAGUUUUUCUAUGAUGCUAUGAUACAGAAUCCAGCACUUCUUCAAAUUCCGCAAUAUUUUCUUGCUCAGGGAGAUACUGUUGAGCACUUUGCUGGACUCUUGCUUCGAUUCCUCGUAGAUAGGAUGGAUGAGUUGGGAGAAUCAGACCCCGUGCGUGCUCAUGUCAUGCUACGGUUAUUUAGAGCCGUGUUCUUUGCUGGAAAUGCAUAUCCAGACGCUCUCGAACGAGUACUCCAUCCUCAUCUCGCCAACAUUAUUAUUACAUGCAUGAAGCUCUCAGCUAGUGCCAAGGAACCGAUCAAUUAUUUUAUUCUACUCAAGUCACUGUUCAGAGGUAUCGGCGGGGGCAAAUACGAAAUGCUUUACAAGGAGGUGCUUCCACUCCUACAGAUGGUGUUGGAAGGUCUCAAUCACAAUUUAUCGCUCACACCUUCAAGAAAAAUGCGAGAUCUCUUUGUGGAGUUGUGUCUUACUGUACCUGUUCGAUUGAGUGUCUUGUUACCUUACCUUGGAUAUUUGAUGCGGCCAUUAGUAUUCGCUCUCCAAUCACAUCAGGAUUUGGUCACGCAAGGCCUUCGAAUACUUGAGCUUUGUAUAGACAAUGUAACACCUUCAUUAUUAGAUCCUAUUAUGGCACCAUUUAUGAACGAUUUAAUGAAGGCUUUGUGGACUCGUCUCAAACCAACGCAACAGAAUAAGUUACAUAGUAUUACGACUACUCGUAUUCUUGGUAAAUUAGGAGGACGUAAUCGAAGGAUGUUUAAAGAUCCACCACAGCUUGCUAACAGGAACCCUCCAAUAAAUGGACUUGAAACGCUUAUUCAUUUUGAUCCACAUGCACCGUCAAUUACACUUCCAUUAGACGAGUGUUUGUCGCUUUCAGCGAGCACUCUACAAGAUCCAAACUCAUCGGCAUUUUAUCGAGAAGAGGCUUACAAAUUCGUAGCUGGAACAAUACCGUUGCUUCUUAAUCUGGACGGAGGACCUGAAAAUAUUGGAGAACUGAUAACAGAAUGCGUGCAAAAGCAAUUGUUGGCAGCUGAGAUUGAGACUGCAUCGGUAGACAAUACGAAUGUAGAAACAAGUACUAAUGAUAAUAAAAUGGACAUUGAUGGACAUGCUGAAUCUAGUCGCCCUCGAGAGACAUCUACAUCUGAGAGGUCAAUAUCAGAGGGUCACAGACUAGCAUUAAAAAGACGAGUUGUACAAGAGGAGACCCUGCGAAAAGUUAUUUGUGCCUUAUUUACCGCGGCAGCGAUACCUGAGCUGAAGGAUAGAGCGUGGCCGUUUUUGGAAAAUCUUAUUCGACACUUUGCAAUGCUAGAAAUAGGUGAUGCAAUAGACUACAGGCGCGCGCGAGAAAGAAAAGCUAGCCAAAUUAACCUUGAGCAAAAGACCAAGAGUUAUAAUCUCGAGUCAAAAGUAAUUGUUGAGGCGUUGGUUGACGUGAUGUCUUCAGAAGACAAACGACUACAAGACUUGGCUGCUUCAGCACUGAAAUUAAUGUACGAGACUUGCUUGCUGAUUGUAGGAUCAAGGGAAGCUAUACGCUCUUUUCCCUUAUUUCAUCUUCUUGCCUCUAGGUUCAGUUCUGGUUGUUACAGGCAGGAAUCUUUCCGAAAGAGGGGAGGCUGUCAUGGAGUCUACAUUUUGAGCUCUGAAGUUAAUAUUGGAACUCGCUGGAUGUUGGAUCACGAACUGGAAUUCGUUAAAUCUUUGAUUUUUAUUCUUAAAGAUGUCUCUCCGGAUUUUGCUACUAGUAAUGUCGAGGAGGCUAAUAGAGCAUUGUUGAAAGUUUUGGAAGUGUGUCAUCGCCCAGAGAAUACCGUUGACAUUGAUCCGGAAGAACGGAAGCAAAAACUACAAAAACUUACCGUCACGCUAAUACCUGAAUUAUCUAAUGCAACCGCAGCUGUAAGGGAAGGUAUGCAGUCAGCAUUAAAAAAACUGGCGGAGAUGAUGAAUACAGACGUUACAGAAUUGUUGAAACCAGUUAAGGAUCAUCUAUUAAAGUCCAUAUUUCAGAAACCACUACGCGCUUUACCUCUUCAAAUGCAAAUUGGUAUUCUUGAUUGCGUCACUUACUGCCUAACGCUGCGACCGCCAUUGCUAGAAUUUACCGAGGAUCUUAAUACUUUGCUCAACGAAGUUUUACAUCUAGCGGACACUGAAGAACAACCUCUCCAAGGUCGGACCCCGCCAUUUAAGAAUGUAACUUCUCUCAAUAACUUGCGUAUUGUUUGCAUUAAAUUACUCUCGGCUGUAAUGCAAUGUGCUGAACUGGUUUUACCUCCACAACCGAACACGCGAGCGCGUAUCAUUGGUGUAUUCUUCAAAUCGCUAUAUUCCAAGUAUCCUGAAAUAGUUGAAGUCGCAAAUAAAGGCUUGCAACAAGUAAUACAACAACAACAUAAGUUACCGAAGGAACUUUUACAGGCUGGAUUGCGACCUAUUCUAGUAAAUCUUUCCGAUCACAAGAAGUUGACAGUUGCUGGACUGGAGGGUUUAGCACGUCUAUUAGAAUUACUCAAAAACUAUUUUAAAGUAGAAAUCGGAAAGAAAUUACUUGAUCAUCUACGUUUGUGGGCAGAGCCGAGAACACUUCAAGAAGCUGCAACAAAGCCUCUCACCGAAAGUGAGCCUAUAAAGAUUAUUGUGGCUAUUCUUAAUGUCUUCCAUCUUCUACCACCAGCGGCCAAUGUAUUUCUGGACGAGCUUGUUACUAUAGUUCUUGAUCUGGAGGAACAAUUGCGUCGGUCUUCUUCCAGUCCAUUUAGAGAGCCGUUAAUUAAAUUUUUAAACAGAUAUUCAACAGAGGCAACGGAUUAUUUCUAUGAUAGAUUGAGUAACGAGAAACAUAGUCGACUUUUUUUAAACUUGAUCGGAGCACCUAAUGCAGAGAAACUUCGCGAGGAGAUUAUGGUAAAUCAGGCGAAAUUAAAAGAAAAGACAUUAGAUCCAGAAGUUAAAGAUCCGGAUGAAGCAAAGUUGCAACUCAUUCUCAUUGUAAGAAAAAUUGCAGAGUUCCAUCCAGAGUGGCUUGCGGAGGAGCAAACUAAACCUAUUAUUGAGGGUUUAAAAUCGUAUUGGAAGAGUAAUGAACGGUUCGAGAAGGCAAAGCUGGAGAUAUCGCUUCGUUUACCCAAGAUUAGAGAAGCACGUUUUCUGGUCGAGAUAUUCGUCAUCUAUCUGAAACAGAACUCAGAUGACAUUGAUUUACUUUUCGACUUAACGACAGCAUUCUGCCAUGAGAGUCUCGUUGACUACACUUUUCUGAAGAAGUUUUUCCAUGAAGUCGCUCUAACUUAUGAUCCGACUAAAAAAAGAGACAUUCUAGAUAAAUUUCUGGAUGUUAUCGAGGAUCAGUUCAUUCCUCAGAUAACAAAAACCCAGGCGGCGCGUAUGAUUGCCAACCCAAUACUAAUGGUUGCCUUUGCACGCGGCGCUCUGGAAUACGAACAUAUACUAGCCGGACCAGUUAUUGAAAGGCUCCAUCGAUCCAUAUGGGGGCCUAGAGCCAACGAUUCGCAAAUGGAAGAUACGCUACGAAUUGAAUUGCUUCAAUUAUCAACGCUUCUUGUGCAAAAUGCAUCACAUCUCCUUGAAAACGUGAAAAAAGAUCUCUUCAAAUUUGGAUGGAAUCAAGUGAAGGUGGACGACAUUACUGCGAAAUACUCUGCAUACGUUCUUAUUGCAAGAUUCAUAGCUGCGUACGAGACCCCUUUGAAAUUUCCUAAACAAGCAUAUCAAGCAUUAUUACGAGCAUCUCAACUUGAAGCUAGGGGUUUAGUAAGGCAGGCUUUGGAUAUCAUUACUCCUGUUCUUCCGUUGCGCAUUGAUCAUAGUGACAGUUCACGCAGUAGUUCUCGUCGUAAGUUCCCAACAUGGGCAGCAUUAACCAAAAAAGUGCUUAUGGAAGAUGGAUAUAGCGUAUCGCAGUUGGUCAACGUCUACCAACUGCUCGUUCGACAUCCCGAUUUGUUUUAUGACAGCAGAGAGCACUUUAUGCCUCAGAUUGUUGGAACUUUGACUCGUCUGGGACUUUUAGCGAAUGCAACUCCUGAAACUAAAUUAUUAACCAUAGAUCUGUCUGAUUUGAUACUCAAAUGGGAGCGUAAACGAAUAUCAGAGCAUCGAAAGCACGACAUCAGUGCAACUUCAACGCCAAUUGCUUCUAUUGGUAGUCCGGAGAAACGCCGAUUAGAGUUCGAUUUGGAAUCACCACGGAAGAGACAACAAGUGGAAAUUGGAGGAGACAUAAGAGCAUUAUCUGUUGAUACAAAUAUUGAAUACACAUUGAGUGGUAAUUUGCGCGAGAGUGUUGUUUGUUACCUUGUGCGAUUUGUGUGCCUGGCAAACGAGCCGACGAAUAGUAAGUCGGCAUUAUCUAAGAGAGCGCUCGAACUUGUAAAGGAAUUCCUGCAACCGGAAUAUUGGCCAGAAGUGAACAUCAAAUUGGAUUAUUUUGAAAGGACAUUGAUGCUUCCGGAAAUAGUGAAUGAAGCUGCUUAUUGCAACGCAUUGGAGGUGCUGAAUGUAAUACUGGAACGAAAGACAUCUGACUGGAUUAUAACGAAUAUUGGUCAACUUCAUAAAUUGCUAGAAAAAUCUAUAACUAGUGAUAAGGCAAAGGUACAAAAAAGCCUUUACCCAGUGUUAGCGCAUGUCUACAAAGCAUUACCAGAUGUAGAUGAAUCGGCAACAGUAGACAGUGAAAUCGAAGCAUUUACAACUUUAGUUGAAAAAACAAUUCAAGAUGCGCUCAACUAUUCUGGAUCAAGUGUAUUUACAGCUUUAAUGCUUGUUAAAGCUGUCGGUAGUAAACAUUUAACGAAUAUCGAUAAUUUCUUGCCAAACCUCAUCCAAGUAGUUCAGAAGUUUGCCAAAGAACAUAUCCACGGCACAGCUCCUCAGUCAAAAGAAGUGACGCAUGUUGAAAUAUUGACAAUGGCAUUGCAAAUAGUCAAUUCGCGAAUACCUUCGCUAUCUCUCGAACAACGGGCUAACUUUGUGCAAGUACUUUGUCAAUUGAUUGAUAAAAUUAAGGAUAACGUAUUAGCUCGAGCCAUAUUUGAGAUGGCGAAGCAAUGGAUUAUUAAAAAAACGGAUACUUUACCUACCAUGAAAGAGAAAGCUAAGAUUUUAAUGAAGAUGAUGUCUUUUGAGUCUUUAGAAGAUAAGACAUUAUUGGAAGAAUACUUAGAUCUUGUAAUAUCCAUCUAUAGUGAUCCAUUGUUUUUCAGAACUGAUCUCACGAAAAAGCUUGAGCAAGCAUUCUUGAUGGGUACUCGCAGUAACAAGCCUGCCAUUCGUAAUCGAUUUAUGGAUAUAUUUGAUAACAGCAUGGAAAGGAAUUUGUAUACCCGUCUGAAUUAUAUAGUCAGCGUUCAAAAUUGGGAAUCUCUUGGUGCUCAUUUUUGGCUUCAUCAAGCAUUAGAUCUUCUUCUUGGUGCUGCCAUAUCAGAGACUAAAAUUAGACCACCUGCCACUGGAUUACAAACUAAACCUAUCACCACAAUAUAUUCUAAUCUCAUCUCCGCUGAGUUAUCAACUGUUGUAGAUUCUAAAGUCACGGAACUGUUUCAUAGUCAUCUUGAGUUUAUACAUAAAUUGGCUAAUAUAGAAGCAAGAGAUCUCAUUAGACCGAUAACACAACUUCACCAUUUGGAUAGCCAACUCGCUUGUCAAUUAUGGAUUGACCUGUUCCCGUCGUGUACGGGAAUUAUAACUCACAAGGAUAGACAAGAUUUGACAAAGAAUAUGAUAUCUCUGCUUUCUAAAGAGUAUCAUAUAAAGCAGGCCGAUAUGCGUCCUAACUGUGUUCAAGCACUGUUGGAUGGUGUAUCUCGGUGCGUGCCACCUAUGAAGUUACCACCUCAUUUAAUCAAAUAUAUUGGGAGGACUUUUUGCGCAUGGCAUACAGCGUUAGAGCUUUUACAACAGCAUACAAACGCUCCCCAUCGAGACGAGGACAAAUUCAAGGAUGGUACAUUAGAUGCAUUGGCCGAUUUAUAUGCCACAUUAUCCGAAGAUGACAUGUACGCUGGUUUAUGGCGCCAGAGGUCUUUACAUGCAGAGACGAGCGCGGCUAUCUCAUAUGAGCAAUGUGGGAUGUGGUUAGAAGCACAACUGGCAUAUGGACUUGCUCAGAAUAAAAGUCGAUCUGGUGGGUCGCAACUUACUGAACCCGAGUAUCUUCUAUGGGAAGAGCAUUGGCUAUCAUGUGCUGAGAGAUUACAACAGUGGGACAUUCUUUUAGAUUAUGCGAAGAAUGAGAACAACGCGGAUCUAAUACUUGAAUGCGAAUGGCGUCUACAUGACUGGAUGGAUGAAGUAAAGUUUAUUGAACAUACAAUACAACAAAUAUCUCAUGAGCCUACUCCUAGAGGGAAAGUUUUUGAAUCCUUCCUAGCAUUCGUGAAUGCUCAACAGGAUAAGAAUACAGAUGUGUUUAAGAAGGCAUGUGAUGAGAUGCUUCAGCUGACCUUACGCAAGUGGCAUUCACUCCCUGGAAUCAUAUCACAAAGUCACAUUCCUUUGUUACAAAUAUUCCAACAGUAUAUUGAACUGGAAGAUGCGAAUAAGCUACUCACGACUCUGAAUAAUCUGAGUAGUUCGAAUGCAGAAGCUAAGGCAUUUGAGAUGAAAUCAGUGUUUCAAGGCUGGAGAGAAAGGUUACCUAAUGUAUGGGAGGAUAUUAACAUUUGGAGCGAUUUAGUGGCAUGGCGCAAACACAUAUUCAGAAUGGUUAAUCGUGCUUAUCAACCAUAUCAACAAUCCACAGGCAACUCGACAUCUAAUAAUAAUUUCGCAUUCAGAGGCCAUCAUGAAACUGCUUGGAUAAUCAAUAGAUUCGCACACGUUGCUAGAAAGCAUGCACUUUCUGAAGUUUGCGUAAGCUUUUUACAGCAAAUUUACUCUUUACCUAAUAUCGAAAUACAAGAAGCGUUUUUAAAACUAAGAGAGCAAACAAAAUGCCAUUAUCACAAUACAAAUGAACUUCCCCUUGCACUCGAUGUGAUAAACAAUACAAAUCUCAAUUAUUUUGGUCAUCAGCAGAAGGCCGAAUUUCACACUUUGAAAGGAAUGAUACUUGCUAAAAUGAAUAAAGACCAGGAAGCAAACUCGAGCUUUGCAACAGCAGUUCAGGUUGAUUUCCGUCUGUCUAAGGCAUGGGCAGCGUGGGGACAUCACAACGAUAGAAAAUAUCAACAAGAACCGAACGAUAUAUCUCAUGCAACCAAUGCACUGAGUUGUUACUUGCAAGCUGCUGGGUUGUAUAACAACCACAAGUCAAGGAAAUUAUUACUUCGUAUACUGUGGCUAUUAGCUACUGACGAUACUCAAGGAACAUUAGCAACAGUAUUUGAAUCCUAUGUUAGUAAGGGAGACGUACCAACAUGGUAUUGGAUUACAUUCAUACCACAGUUGAUCGUUUGUCUACAGCACAAAGAAGCACGUCAAGCACGCUAUAUACUAACGAAAAUAGCCAAACAAUAUCCUCAAGCUCUCUAUUUUCACUUAAGAGCGUGCAGAGAAGAACACGCAAAUAAAUUGCAAAAUCAUUCAGCUCAACGUUCUGCUCAAUCCACGGCAUCCACGUCCGCUUCCACAUCUGUUCCUAAUACUCCAGCAACUCCCAACCCAACAACACCCGGACCAUCCAAUGGCAACGAUGGGAUAGUAAUACCAGCUCCAAGCACGCAGAGUAGUCCUAAUCCAAUGAGUCCACACACAGUGAAUCUCAAUCAAGCCAGUCCCGUUGCAUCACAGACACCUCAGACGCCUCAUUCAGUACCAGGGCAAACAACCUUAAAGUCAACUUAUCCUUCCUUGUCUUUAACACUUGAGAGUAUGGUUGAACAUAUCCGAGUAAGGCUGAGGUCUACUUCCGAUGAAGAUAUUUAUAGAUUAAUUGUAGCUCUGUUUAAUGAUGGCGUGCAGCAAAUUACGGGAAGAGUUAGUAAGGGAAUGGAUGAAACAGCGUUAAGUAAAGCAACAGAAGAUAAUAUCAAACGGUUUGCUAAUAGUCUUCCUCCUGGUCAUUUUCAAAAAGCGUUCCGUGAAGAAUUUAUUCAGAGUAAGCCUGAUCUUUUCCAAUACGUGGAAAGCCUUCGUAAAUUGCGAGACAGAAUUGAGACAACGCUCGAUAGUAGACAUCGUAAACAUCACCUCGAACAUUUUUCCAAUUAUCUUGCCGAACUCCAACAUCAAAAAUUCGAUGAAAUAGAUAUGCCUGGACAAUAUCUUCUCCUUCGCGAUCAUAAUAACAACGACUUUAUUCGUAUUGAGCGUGUCAUGCCUGAGGUAGAUUCAAUCAGAUCACAUGGAUGGUGCUACCGUAGACUCACAUUCCGAGGAUAUGACGGUAGCCUACAUCCGUUUGCUGUUCAGCAACCAGUGACAAAACACUGUAGACGGGAGGAGAAAAUUAUACAAUUGUUCAGAAUAUUGAACAGUGUAUUGGCAAGGAAGAAAGAAAGUAGGAGGCGGGAGUUGUUCUUCCACGUUCCGUUGAUCGUACCAUUGGCUCCUCAAUUAAGAAUAAUUGAGGACGAUGCUUCGUAUGUGUCGUUGCAAGAUGUAUAUGAGGAUUAUUGUGAUACUCAUGGUAUUAGAAAGGACGAGAUACUUUUCUAUUAUGCUAGCAGGAUGAGAAGGAAUAUACCUCAAAACAAUCAGGGUAGCGUCCAAUUAACUAACCAAGGAUUGGAAGUUGUGGAAGAUAUUGCCGCCAAGUUUAUUCCACCCGAUAUACUAUCGAAAUACCUUUCACGAUGUAUGAAAUCGCAUUCUGAUUUGUGGAUGCUGAGAAAGCAAUUCACUAAGCAAAUGGCAUCAGUUGCGUUUAUGACAUAUACGAUGGGCAUUGGACAACGACAUCCGCCUAAAUUUAUUAUCUCAACGAAUACAGGAAACAUAUGGACGACGGACUUGACACCGAACAUGGCAAAUUAUGUACUGGCUGUGACGCCAUUGAUGACAACACAUGAAACUGUGCCAUUCAGACUUACACGCAAUUUGCAAAACUUUAUGACUCCCAUUGGAGUAGAGGGCGUCUUCGCCAGCUCGCUGAUGGCUAUCGGACAAAGCCUUAUCGAUCCAGAGUUUGAUUUGAGUCAAUAUUUAAGUAUAUUUGUACGAGACGAAGUAGCAGCGUGGUUUUUCAUGAAUCAGAAGCAAUGCACCGAAGUUCAAUUAAAGCAGAAAAUUGCUACAAACGUAAACGUAAUAGUACAGAGGGCUCGUGAAUUGUCAUGUAAAGACAUUCGAGAGAAGCCUCCAAAGGAUCCGAAGGUUGUUGUUAAUCAUGGAAUUCUCGAGUUAAUUGCAAAGGCCACUAAUCCGCAGAAUCUCGCAUUGAUGGAUUUCACUUGGAUGCAAUGGCUGUAG
Paraglomus brasilianum is the source of this 11322-nucleotide messenger RNA. The record is from the annotation of a GenBank genome assembly. Lineage: Eukaryota; Fungi; Glomeromycota; Glomeromycetes; Paraglomerales; Paraglomeraceae.